Messenger RNA from Toxoplasma gondii ME49, 2116 nucleotides. Its product is annotated as MoaC family protein. Gene Ontology annotation, biological process: Mo-molybdopterin cofactor biosynthetic process. The transcript has a single exon. The record is from RefSeq and is a predicted model, not a curated record. NCBI's taxonomy places the organism in Eukaryota, Apicomplexa, Conoidasida, Eucoccidiorida, Sarcocystidae. Bases 859 to 2013 code for a protein of 384 amino acids.
AAAGGACUUCUUUCCCCAGAGAGGAAGAAUCACCCAGAGGAAGAAUCACUGAGAGGAAGGUUCUCGCUAGACGCUGCGACCUGAGUCCCCGCUGUGGUCGGCUGAGAGUCACACACUGCACGCCGUUUGAGGGCAGCGACGGCGCCUUCUUGAAAUCGAGUGUUUCCUGACUUUCGACGGUAGGUCCUGGAAUCCACUCGCUCCUCUUCCUCCUUCCUGAUCCCUGCUUUUGACUGGCUGGGAAGUCCCCUGUCGAGAGGGACAGUCGACAAGAGUGCAGCCAACAGAAAGACAAGAAGAAGAGGAGACAGCUGGAUGGGUGCACUGGACAGGCGCAGGAGGCGCGUCUGUCUCGGCUAGACUGAUCUUCGCCCCUGAGCCUUGACGCGCUGAUUGACCAGUCUGGGCUUCAUUUUAUCUCCGCUUUUCGUUCUUCCUUCCCUUCUCUCUGCCUUUCGUUCUUCCUUCCCUUCCUGUUCGCGGAUCUCUCGAUGUUGCCUCGCCGGUGUCCCUCUUCUUCGCGACGUCUCUUCUGCGUAUCCAACUCUGUUUUUUUCCUUCCUUCUCUCUUCUCGACCUUUGCGUCGCUGUCUGUCUCAUUUCCUUUCGUUGCCGCUCGUGCUCGGUUGUCUCGCAUUCCCUGUCUCCCUGUCUGGGUUCCCUGUCUCUCCCUUCUUCUCUCUUCCUCUUUUUUGCUCUCUACCUUUUUUUGCUCUCUUCCUCUUUUUUGCUCUCUUCGCGUCUUCUCUCUAUUCACCUUUUCGUCUCUCCGUUCUGCUUCUCUCAUCUCCUCUUCUGCCUCUCUUGCUUCUCCUCUCCUCUCUCUCCUCCCUGCCUCUCUCGGCAUGUCCGCCAGCUAUGCGCGGCAGAUCGCUUCGGCUUUCGUUUCUGGGCUCGCGCCCUUGCCUCCGAAGCGGUGAGCAAGGCGCACAGGCGCGACGUUCACAUCGGACUUUCGGCGUUCCAGCCAGUGUUGUCUGGCACGCAAAUGCUGGGUCUUUGCUUUCGAGUCCGCUCCGACCUCUGCUGCUCGCGUCGACACACAGAGAUGCGUGCAUUCUGAAAACGCGUCACUCGUCCGAUUCCGCUUUUUACACAGAAGCAAAAGGCAGGUCUUCACCGCUGAGAGGGGGGAAAUCGGAUCUCGAGGCGCAUUCACGGAUGACCAGAAAUGGAGGAGACACAGACGCGGUCCGUUUUGAGUCUCGUGCGGCAGACGAGGGGCAGCGAGUCUGUGCAGAAACCAGCAAGAAAGAAGAAAGAGAAGACGCGGCAUGCUUCUCACACUUCGACCCGAUCUCCGGGAAACCGAGAAUGGUCAACGUCUCCUGGAAGCCUCCAAGUGUACGUACAGCCGAAGCUGAGGCCCAGGUGUGCCUCUCACGUGAGGUGUACGUCCAGCUGACCAAACACCGGGGCGAAGCGGCGAGCAAAUGCUUCCGAGCGGCGGAAGACGCGGCUCUGAACAACGUUGCCCGUGAGCCUGUGUGUUGCGCAGAGUCGCGCGGCGUCUCAGAAGCCCAGCAGCCUCGAGCAGCUUUCCCUGCGGCGUCGCACCGGCCAGUUUCCGCAAAGAAAGGAGACGUUUUUGCAGUUGCGGAGUUAGCUGGAAUUAUGGCAGCGAAACAGACGAGUUCCCUCAUUCCUCUCUGCCACAAUGUACCCGUCUCCGCUGUCGAGGUCUCGUGCGUCCUUUCGCCUGCCGACAGGCUGCUGUCGCCUCCAGCGCCGGCGGCUGCAGAGCUUCCCGAGGCCCGGCGGCGCAGCGCCGAUGCGGGAGAGGCUCAGGAGAGCGACACGCGACCUGACUGCGUGGUGACGAUUCGCAGUCGAGUAGAGUCGGUCGGAAACACAGGAGUUGAAAUGGAGGCUUUGGUGGCGGCCUCUGUGGCUGCUCUAACUGUCUACGACAUGUGCAAGUGUGUGGACCCAGGCAUCUCUAUCCAACGUGUGAGGCUGCUUGCGAAAACUGGAGGAACGAAGAGCCGCAAAGCGUGUCCUAGCGAACUUUGACAAGUCAUGCAAGCGUGAGAAACGUCUUUCAGGAAAGAAACGUCUCAGAACGCUCUCGCAGCCGAGACAUACUCGAGAAAACGGACAUGUGCAUUCGUGAACC